Molecule: messenger RNA, 1607 nt
Organism: Stylophora pistillata
Lineage: Eukaryota; Metazoa; Cnidaria; Anthozoa; Scleractinia; Pocilloporidae
Product: histone-lysine N-methyltransferase SETMAR
Cellular component (GO): nucleus
Molecular function (GO): zinc ion binding; histone methyltransferase activity; protein binding
Source: RefSeq, a predicted model, not a curated record
UCACUCUCUCUCUCCCUAUCAUUAGGUUUUUUCAAUGGAACCCUUUCCUUAGAGUUGUUCCAGACAAAAAAGUAGUAUAUAUUUUUUCAUCGAUAUCACCGAAAAGUCAUCAGACCUUUUACUCCGUCUUAUUCGCUUCAUGCUCCAUUCUGAAACACGGUUUUUGCCAGCUGAGUGUACAUGUACUGUAUGAUUCAGGUUCCCUCACGUGUAGUUUCCCUUCCAGUAACAGCUUUAACUACAAAUCAUGCUGUUCUUUUCGAUGGGAGAUUUGCAUCGGAUUUUCCACACAAAUGGAAAGAGCUUCUAUUAUUGAUAAUAGCGUGUUAUUUUAAAAAUGGUCACUAUAACAGAGGAUAUAUCGAUGGGAAAGGAGAAAGUUAAAGUUCCAGUGGUGAAUGAACUUGAUGGCAGCCGGCCGACCGAAUUUGGGUACACUCCGGUAUGUAUCAGUGGGCCAAAUGUUAGUGUGCCAUUUAAUUCUCCAUUUUAUCCUGGAUGUGGAUGUCAGCAGGCAUUGUGCACAAAAGACAAAUGCUCCUGCAUACAGAGUUAUGGACCAUCUUACAAUGAAGAAGGAUGCCUUCAAAUCUUCAAUCAACCAACUGAGUUUUCGCAACCAGUGUUUGAAUGCAACAGUCACUGUCCGUGCUCCAGAUCAUGUCAGAACAGAGUGGUUCAGAAUGGACAACAUCUUCAACUGCAGGUUUUCAAAACUUAUUGCAAAGGUUGGGGCUUAAGGACUUUGGAAAACAUAAAAGAAUGUACUUUUGUGUGUGAAUAUGCUGGUGAACUUAUUUCAAUCAAAGAAGCUAAAAAGCGCGCUCAGGAACUGACUGACGAGACAGGGAAUUAUUUGAUUGUUCUCAGAGAACACAGUUCGAAUGACGACCAAAUUCUAAGAACUCACGUGGAUGCUCGUUUCCAUGGAGGUGCGUCACGUUUUAUCAAUCACUCCUGCAACCCUAAUCUAAUAAUGGUACCAGUGAGAGUUGAUUCCAUCGUUCCACAUCUGGCUCUCUUUGCGGCCAGAAAUAUAGACAGUGGAGAAGAGCUCUCCUUUGACUAUUCAGGGGAAUUUGAUUACUGGCAUUCACAUGAAACGAACGAUGAACAUCAUGAAUUGAAAGCUCUGCAAGACCAAAGGAAGGACCGAAAAAGUUGUCAAUGUGGUGCAGUAAACUGCAGAGAAUAUCUUCCCUUUGAUUCUUCUCUGUAUUCCUCUGAAAGCCACCAAGCAAUUAGUCCAGUGAAUGGCUAACUACAGGAAGACACAUGGAAAGAUUGGGAUUCUAAUAAUAGAGAGAUUUAACACCGCGUUUACGUGAAACGGCAAAGGUCAGCUAGCCCUUCCACGUUUCACGUAAAACAGCGUGAACCUUACUGCUUUAACUUCGCGGGAGCUCAUGUUAUACUGGAUUUAAAGGCGCCCUUGUCUGACACACAAGGAAUAGUUUUGGUGCACCUUUUCCGGCGAUUAACUUCUACUUUGUGAUAGGAAAAGUAAAGAGGAUCCUAUGUACACGACAAGCGCGAAAAAGAUGACUUUCACGAAAAAACGGCUGAGCACAACCGGCAAAUGUGAACAAAUGGCGGGUUAAAGCAGG